AGGGUGGACUAUCCUCCUCCACAUAGAGCACAAGUGACACAGUGAGUUUUGGCGUCUCUGUGACGUCACCGUAUUGUUAAAAACCCAGAACGCGGAGCAGCAGCCCACAGACUACCUUCUAUUAAGUGUCAAACUUCUCCACCACGCAACUAACCGCGAUCAAUUUCAUCUUCUAAAGUGUCAACAAACCAGCGAUGUCAAAUCUCCUCUCCCAGGAAAUCAAACCCAGACAAACCUGAGAGCAAAGAGAGCUGCAUCAGACAUGCCACCACCCAGUGCUGCUAAAACGCCUCGAUUUGAUGCUGCACCUCACAAACACACAACACAAUCCCUCAUCACUAGUGCAUUAGAAACACUGCAGGAUUCUUGUGAUGAUGUUUUAUCUCCAAACUGGAUUGAUGCACUACUUAAAGGAAACUGUGAACUUCCUUCUCUGACAGAUGAAGAAAAAUCUGUAAUCUCCAGGUUUUGUGUAAACGAGUUAUUAACGGAGACAUUUCUGAAAGUGGUUUUGGACAAGAUCAAGGCGGAGAAAGAGUCUAUGGGAAAUGAACUCCUGCAGUCUCUCUGUAGGGUUUAUGUGGGAUUGUGUCAAAAGAGAGGAGACUCUCAUAAAGCACAUGCCCUCGCCUACAGAUUUCUUAAAGAAGACUUUUCUGAAGUCCCAAAACUGAUAAUGGUCAUGGUGACAGCAUGGCCAAGUGUUUUCUCCCAAAACAGCCCUUUAUGCAGAGCCAUUCACAUCGUGUGCAAAAUGAAGGCAUACGGAAAGAUUUAUUACGUGCUCAGCAAAUAUCUGCACUGGGAUACGGAGCCUCCUGGAGACAUCUACAGAACCAUCACCCGCACACUGAAGGCUCUUCUGAAAGACAAAAGUCUGACAUUCCAGAAGAGCAGUUGGUAUGGUGAUGAUCUCUGUCCUGCUGCCUGGGACUACGUAUUCAGCCUGGACCUUCUCUGUGCACAACUGGGCUGGAUUUGGACCGUCUCCCAUGUUAUACGAAAGGAUGUUUGGCUCAUCUUGAAUACUUGGCUGAAACAAACACAAACAGAGGAAACAAAAUUUAGAAACGUCUCUGUAGCAGCAAUAUUCAGGCUACUUGGGCAACUUGGCCAAAAAGCCCUUAGGGAGAACGUGGCAGCAUCAGUCGAGGAUCUGGCAAAACGCAUAACUAAGUUCAGGAGACAAAAUGAUUUGCCGUGGGAGGUGCAGCUCGCUGUGGUUUAUGCCACUCAUGAUCUGGCACCCAGCAACCCCAAAGUCGCUCUGAAGGCUUUGGAAUCAUGGAAGCAAAACCUCACAAAGCCCGUUCCUCCAGCCGUCACCAAGUGCCUUGAGCAGAUCAGCCAACUCUGUUCUCAAACAAGAAAUUGUAUCACAUUAAAUAAUGUUUAA
Silurus meridionalis is the source of this 1396-nucleotide messenger RNA. RefSeq names its product little elongation complex subunit 1-like. Lineage: Eukaryota; Metazoa; Chordata; Actinopteri; Siluriformes; Siluridae. Bases 263 to 1396 code for a protein of 377 amino acids. The transcript is spliced from 8 exons. The record is from RefSeq and is a predicted model, not a curated record.